This is a messenger RNA of Mixia osmundae IAM 14324, 633 nucleotides long. RefSeq lists its product as uncharacterized. The transcript has 4 exons. The record is from RefSeq and is a predicted model, not a curated record. The coding region runs from base 1 to 633 and encodes 210 amino acids. Lineage: Eukaryota; Fungi; Basidiomycota; Mixiomycetes; Mixiales; Mixiaceae.
AUGUUUGCAAACAUCCUGCUCGCAACUUUGACUCUGUGCAUUGCCAUCGCGGCAUCGCCAAUCGUCAACACCACUGCUCUGAGUUUGGACGAGCGAGGAGCUCCACUUGGCUACAUCUUUGAUCUCCAUUGGACAUCAGCAGGAGUAUGCACCAUCCCGGCUACCAGGUUUAACAUCAGGCGUCUAGGAAUACGUACCUGGACAUUGACUACAGUGUCCUUCAAGGUGCCUGUCGACAAAAGUCAGACACCGACGUGUGUCCAAGGUCCCUGCAAGGACAUCGCAUUCCUUUCGGGCGAGGAUGCCGCUCAUAUGCAGCCCAUCAACCCCAAAUUUUAUGCUCUCACCCUCAUGGACUAUACGGCCGGGUUCACUGGUGGCAAGUUUCCCGGCUGCUGCACCAUAGAUUAUGACAUCAACUUCUUCCUCAAUCCUUACAGUGGUCAAGGGUCUGUGGACCCGGACUUCAAUGGUUCAUUUGCUGGUCUAUGUUAUGCUUCUGGAAGGUCGAAGGUCAACGGCGCAGCAUGCGAUGAUGUUCUCGGUCAUCCGGCACAGCUCUACACGUAUUUCAAGAGCUGCUACCAGACAGGCUUACGUCCUACCAUCUCGUCCACGCCAUACUACGCAUGA